Molecule: messenger RNA, 1845 nt
Organism: Naumovozyma dairenensis CBS 421
Lineage: Eukaryota; Fungi; Ascomycota; Saccharomycetes; Saccharomycetales; Saccharomycetaceae
Gene: BAG7
Product: GTPase-activating protein BAG7
Exons: 1
Coding region: 1-1845 (614 amino acids)
Biological process (GO): activation of GTPase activity; regulation of fungal-type cell wall organization; signal transduction
Cellular component (GO): cell cortex
Molecular function (GO): GTPase activator activity
Source: RefSeq, a predicted model, not a curated record
AUGCCAGAUUCAAAACUACAAAUCCCCAGCAUAAAAAUACAGAAUCCUCAAUCAAAUACCAUAACGUCAUCCAGUACCGAGAAUAAAGAAAUGAUGACGACAACUUCGCCACAAUCACCAAUACUAUCACCUUCUGAAUUUAAAAAUUAUAGAGAUACAUUCAUAACAACACAAAACGAUUUCAAAGGUAAAAUAUUCGGUACAUCAUUACAUGAAAGUUUAAAAUUAGCUCAUGCACAAGUAAUACUUCAAGAUGAAUUAAUUAGCUUCGGAUCUAUCCCCAUCGUUGUAGCUAAGUGUGGUUCAUAUUUGAAAACUAAUGGGUUAAAAACUUCUGGAAUAUUUAGAAUUGGUGGGAAUAAUAAACGUGUUAGAGAAUUACAAAAUAUAUUUUGUGACCCUAGUCAAGAUUUUGGAUUGAAAUUUGAUGAAUGGGAUCAUUAUUCUAUUCAUGAUGUGGCUACUUUGUUGAAACGAUAUUUAAAUAACUUGGAUGAACCUUUGAUUUCUUUGAAUUUGUAUGAAGGUUUUAGGGAACCAUUAAGGAAAAGACAAGAUAUUAUUGAUUAUUUAAAUGCUAAAGAGACUGAAAAGCAAGAUAUUGAAGAACAAAUACCUACCGAUGACAACAUUGAAGAAGAGGAACAAUUUGAAAUGACUAGAUAUAAAAAGAAAUUAGCAAGAGAUAUACGAGAGGCCAUUGCCGAAUAUGAAGAUUUAUUUACAAAGUUACCAAAUGAAAGAAAACAAUUAACGAUUUAUUUGUUAGAUUUAUUGAAUUUGUUUGUUAGACAAUCUGAUGUUAAUUUGAUGACAGCCAAAAACUUAUCGGCUAUUUUCCAACCUUCCAUUUUAUCGCAUCCAAACCAUGAUAUGGAUCCUGUUGAAUAUGAACUUUCCAGAUCAGUAGUGGAAUUCUUGAUAGUUCACUCAUAUAAAUUAUUACCUCAUUUAGUGAAGGAUACCAAGAAAAGUCAAAAACAAGAUAAUGCUACUAGACAGCAAAGUAAAGAUGAGAAAUCGUCACCAAAUACAUUUGGAGAACAAGUCAAUUCACCAAUACUUAUACCAUCAAAGACAAGCAGUAAUGAUACUAAUCCUUCACCAAUUCUAAAAGGGGAUAAUUUGUUGUUAUCACCAAUAGCAAGUCCAAAAGUUACCAUCACUACAACGCCAACUCAUUCAAAAUUUCCUAAAUUGAAUAUAUUCUCUACAUCACCUGUAUCAAACUCUUCAAAAAGAAGUCCUCAAAGGUCUAUCGAUUCAUCUUUAUUAACACCGGUAACAUCACCAGUAAUAGGAAUGAUGAAUGCCAAAGAAUUAACUAUACCGAGAGGUGAACCUAAUAAGAAUAGACGUAAAAGUAGUGGUGGUAGUAGCAGUAAUAAUGGUACAACCCAUAGACAUAGUAGUGGUGGUUUGAAAUUUUUCUCAUGGAUACAAGGUAAGAGCAAAGAAACUAAUGAGCGUCCUAAUAUUGUUAUUCCAGAGGAUGCCCUUACAGAUGGUGAUGAUGAUGAUGAGGAAGAGAGACAAAUUAAUGAUGACGAUAACGAUAACACUAUCAAUAAGCUAGAACAUUUAUCAUCAUCCUUCUCAUACAACCCAGGUGCUGAGAGACCAUCUCGACCACAGAUAUCAUUUUCUGAUCCUCAUAUCACAACGAUACAAAAUGCCGCUGCUUCAAGUGGUACGAUUUUCUUGGAACCAUCAUUAUCCCCACCUACACAUCCAUACCAUGAACGAAGACGUGGGUCUUGGUUACAAAGGUUGAACAAAAAAACCUUAACACCACAAGUUCUGAUCAAGAUCGACAGUGACAUGAAGAUUAACAUUAAUGUUUAA